CCCCCCCCUCUCUCUUGGUUCGGUCCGGUUAACUGACUUGGUUCUUUUUCACUUUCCGAUCAAAGCGCGUUUGUUGGCUUCUGUAAAGCGGCCCGUUCGGCUCCAGCCAGGCGGAGCUCGGUGUCUGACCCUCCGCAGCGGAUCGAGUGUUUCUGGGAGGUGGAGAUGGAAGCUGCCGGUCCUGCUGGAAGCUGAACCCGGCUGCUGGUCGGGGUUUGGGGCCUUCGGGGUCCGCGGGGAGCCGCCGCUAGCCGGCUAGGAGCCAUUAGCAGCUGCUCCUCCUGCUGCUCCUCCUGCUCCUCCUCAUCCUCCCGCUGAGAAUGUUGAUGUGUUCCUGUGAGAAAGUGGAUUUCAGCAUCGCCUCCCGGACCGUGACCCGGCUGGUUUUCGAGGCCGAACAGGACGGUAGAACCGCAGGAACCUCUUCCAAUGGGAGGUAGACUUUGAUCGCUUUCUGCCUUCAGCUCCUCCAAACGGGUCGGAUGGCGCAGAAACGCUCCUGAAGUUCUGACCCGCGCUGCGGGAGGAAAGGACGGCGUUCUGGGAGCGAUGCUGAGGCAGAUGGCGGCUGGAGGGAUGUUCUGAUCCAGAGAGCGGCGGUGUCGUUCUGCCGGGUCCGCUGUGACGGAACCUCUGCCUCGUUCUUCUGCUCUGUGCUUCUGGCCGCCAAACCGUUUCAGCCUGACAGGAAAUGCGGCCCGAAGGAUCGGCGCCGGCAGGCAGCUCUCUGCUUUCAUCAGAAGCAGCAUCGCCAUGACCGAAUCGGACCCGGCGGCUCGUUAGGGACUCAGAGAGCCAGAAGAUGACCACGUCCUCCCGGGUCAGAACCCAGAGCGCCACUCUGACCCAGCCCAUCCCGGUACCGACCCUGACCGUCCUGCCGCCGUCCUCGGACACGGAGUCCUGGUCCCGGUCCCCCAGCCCCGGGCCGCCGCGCUCCGGCCCGCUCAGCCAGUCCCACCGCAGCCGGACCAGAACCAAGAGGAGGCAGGAGGAACCGGCCCAAACGUUUGAUGUGGAGUCUGUGCAGAGGGGCCCGGCCCGGCGGCGCCGCCACGCCCCCUCAGAGAGGCAGAGGGAGGACAGCCCUUCCCAGGUCCUGCUCCUGCCGCCGGCCCGGUCCUGGUCCCGGAGCCCCUCCCCCAGCCGGCGGUCCCGCUGGUCCCUCAGGAGCCUGCUGAGCAGAGACUCGGACCUGGACAGCUGCAGUACGGCCAGUAACUCUCCACGCAGCACCCCCGGCAGCUCCCCCUCCUUACGCCGGAGGGUCCUGGGGGGGGGCAAAGCCAGCGAGGGCGAAGGAGGAGCAGAGAAGAGCGGGGGAGGGGGAGGAGGUUCUGACAGCCCGCUGCCCUCCGUGCCCUCCGCCUCCUCCCUGUCCUCCGCCUACCCGCUGGCGUCCCGCCACUUCAGCCGCAAUGCCAAGGUAAGAGGGGGGGUUCUGUUUCCUGCUCUGUUGGGGUUACUGUCAGGCACAGAAAGGGUUAAAAUGGUCCUCACACAUAUAGGAAGAACAGAGUGUUUAAUGUUUCUGGGUCUCUGUGCUCAGAUCACCAUCCAGCUGAAAGACGUGACGUCGAUGACCAAGGAGAAGACCGCCAAGCUCAUCCCCAACGCCAUCCAGAUCAACACUGAGAACGAGAAGCAUUUCUUCACGUCAUUCGGGGCGAGGGAGCGCAGCUUCAUGAUGAUUUUCCGCCUGUGGCAGAACGCGCUGCUGGACAAGUCUCUGUCCCCCAAAGAGCUGUGGCACAUCGUGCACCAGUGUUACGGCACCGAGCUGGGCCUGACCAGCGAAGACGACGACUACGUCUCCCCCACCAGCGAGCACAUGAACGGCCUGCUACCUGGAGACGAGUCGGUGUCUGUCACUGACCUGUUGGACCUGAGCACCGUGUCGGCCCCGUCUGCCGGCAGCUCCCCCCCUUCUGCCUCGGUCCACUGCGGGCUGACCAGCCCGGCGUCGGCCCCCGUCCUCAGCGGGACCUUCCUGCCCUCCUCUGCUUCCUGUCCGCCCAUAGAGGUUCCCUCCUCCUCAGGAAGCAGGCUGGGCUCCGAGCCGCUGGAGCCCAGCCCCCCCAGCUCCCACGGCUCGCUGCCCACCAUCAGCCCCUCCGUCAGCGCCUCGGUCUCUGCAGCUGCGUCCUUCACCCUAGACGAAGGAGGGGACAGUCAGUCCGAGUCGGCCAAUCCUAUGCCGCCGCCGCCAGCAGCUGCCAGUCUGGGAAACCUCUCCUCAUUGGACAUCACCAACGACGAAGAGCUGCCCACUGACCCCAGCAACUCGUCCGACACGCAGGAGGAGACUUCAGGUGAGGUGGAGGCGUUCUGCGCCGACCUGAGCGGGCGCCUCAACAUCAACACGGUGGUGAGGAUGAGCGUGGACAAGCUGCACGACCUGCUGUUCUCCGCAGACACUCACUUCAUCCAGCACCUCUUCUCUCAGAGACACUUCACCGGUACGCAGCCCGUCUUCCUCCUCGUCUCCAUGGCGAUGGUUCGUGUCAGCCGUCUCUGCAGGACUUGUGUGAGCUUGUCUCUGCGGAGGACGGCUGCAGGUUUUUCCUGUCGAGGCGGUGUCCCUGGGAGCGUUUUGUUUUUGUUCUUGGCUGAGCUGACGCCUCCUGGUGCGUCUUUGAGGCUCAGCGCUGGUUCUGCUGGUGGAACGGCGGAUCCUCCCAGUUCAAUGCGGAUACUCCCAGUUCAAUGCUGCUCCUUCAUCUGGUCAUUUCAACCAAGAUGGCAGCAGGACAACGAGCUGCUUCUGGAUGAAAAACCAGACUUCUGGGACAGAGGAGGUGGAGGUGAUGGACCCGGACCCGGGAGGCAGAACCUCAGCGCAGAGGGCGAAGUCUGCAAGCUGGAGACCCUGCUGCAGACUGAGGUUUCCGUGGUAACCACAGGCGAGGAUGCGGGUCCGGACGCCGCAAAGACCCCGCCCUCCCUGCGUCGGCGAAAACGCACCUGCUCCAGGAGGCAGAGCGAGAGGGAGGGAGGCGGCGCUGAGGGCGGAGAGCGAGGAGAGCGAGGAGCAGGAGAGGAGCGGAACCGAAGGGAGACCAGCUCUCAGUUCAUGAAACUGGGCGAUCGCUCUCGCGGUGGAGGACCCACCAGCAUCUCCACCAUCCUCCUCAUCGUCAGCUUCAUGAUCUGUAUCAGCCUGGUGGUGCUGGUCGUCCUCAACAUGCUGCUGUUCUACAAGCUCUACGCUCUGGAGAAAGCGGCUCACACCCUGGAGAGGUGGCACUCCUACUCUGUGGCUGACAGUCCUCUGCCCCAGACGGCCGGGGAGUGGGCCCAGGUCCUCCACCUCCAGAGGCAGUUCCACCAGGCCCAGCUCAGCAAGUGGCAGCAGAUCCUGCAGUCCUCCGUGUCCCUCCUGGACCAGAUGAAGCAUUCUCUGGAGAAACUCCACAGAAACAUCGAGGUACCGGAGCUGCAGGACCCCCCCGACUCCCUGGCAGAGCCCCCGUCUGAGACCUGAGCCCCCCCCAAUCAGAAUCGGGUCCCGGUCGGACCGCUCCUUCCUCAGCUCUCCUCCUGACUGACUUGAAGUAGCUUCAGACGCCUUUAGCUUCGACCAAUGAGAAGCUUCCAGAACACAGCAAUAACCCCCCACCCCCCCAGCUGGGUCCCAUGUGUAUAUAAGUGAACCGGCCCACUGGUGGGCCCAGAACCUGACCUGCUGCCUUCUCCGGAUCGGUUCCACCCUGAGACGGACCAUCUUAGUAUUUAUUAGAACCUCUAAAGUCUCGUCCUGCUUCCAGCGGUCAUGUGACGGCUGCUCUGCGCUCUGAUUCGCUGGUUUUGGACCAACCAGAUGCAGCAAAAAUGAUUUCUGAAUGUUUCCCUGCAGCUGGUUUAGAUCUACACUGAGGAAGAACAUGAUGUGGGUGAAGAAGAGGAGCGGGUGCGUUGCCAUGGUUACGUUCUCCUUGUUUUUGCUCAUUUUUCUUUGUUUU
Cyprinodon variegatus (sheepshead minnow) is the source of this 3962-nucleotide messenger RNA. RefSeq names its product GRAM domain-containing protein 1A-like (gene gramd1a). The coding region runs from base 803 to 3484 and encodes 893 amino acids. Gene Ontology annotation, molecular function: sterol transfer activity; sterol binding. Gene Ontology annotation, biological process: intracellular sterol transport. The transcript is spliced from 16 exons. The record is from RefSeq and is a predicted model, not a curated record. Lineage: Eukaryota; Metazoa; Chordata; Actinopteri; Cyprinodontiformes; Cyprinodontidae. Gene Ontology annotation, cellular component: endoplasmic reticulum membrane; endoplasmic reticulum-plasma membrane contact site; plasma membrane.